This is a messenger RNA of Sphenostylis stenocarpa, 393 nucleotides long. The record is from the annotation of a GenBank genome assembly. NCBI's taxonomy places the organism in Eukaryota, Viridiplantae, Streptophyta, Magnoliopsida, Fabales, Fabaceae.
AUGAGCAUAGGGGUAGUGAACAGCUACACCAUAAUGGAGUUCGUAAAUGACAAGGCCAAGUUUGAUAGCUUCGUGAACGAGUGGUUCACGACGGUGGACGAGAAUGGCGAUGGCAAGCUUUCGUGCGACGCAAUCCGUCGCAGGUUCGGUAUGCUUCUGCCCUUUGGUUCGGAAUCUCCGCCAGUGCAAGAGAGUGAAGAGAUAUUCAAGAGGUUUGAUGAAGAUGGGAAUGGUGCACUCGAUCUGAACGAGUUCAAGUCCUUGAUGACAGAGAUUAUGCAUGCUGUGGCUCGUAGCAUUGGUGGCUCUCCCAUCAUCGUUGUUCUUGGAAAAGAUAGCUUACUCAUGAACGCUGUUCAGCAUGAAUUGGCCACACUCUCUUCUUCUUCGUGA